Molecule: messenger RNA, 1802 nt
Organism: Ixodes scapularis (black-legged tick)
Lineage: Eukaryota; Metazoa; Arthropoda; Arachnida; Ixodida; Ixodidae
Gene: eEFSec
Product: selenocysteine-specific elongation factor
Exons: 8
Coding region: 11-1690 (559 amino acids)
Biological process (GO): selenocysteine incorporation
Molecular function (GO): GTPase activity; GTP binding; translation elongation factor activity
Source: RefSeq, a predicted model, not a curated record
AAAAACAGAAAUGGCGGCCUCUAUCUUGAAUCUUAAUGUCGGUGUUUUGGGCCAUGUCGAUAGCGGCAAAACGUCGUUGGCGAAGGCAGUCAGCACCAUUGCGAGCACUGCCUCGUUCGACAAGAACCCACAGAGUCAGGAGCGGGGCAUAACGAUAGACCUAGGCUUCUCGUCAUUUCAGGUGAGCGCUCCCGAGCACAUCCGAAGCAGCUAUGAGCACCUACAGUUCACGCUGGUUGACUGCCCCGGGCACGCCUCACUCAUCAAGACAAUCAUCGGGGGUGCCCAGAUUAUUGACAUGAUGAUGCUUGUCAUCGACAUUACCAAGGGAAUCCAGACUCAAACGGCCGAGUGCUUGGUGAUCGGCGAAAUAACUUGCGACCAUAUGCUGUUGGUGUUGAACAAGGUGGACCUCCUUCCCGAGAGUAAAAGAGCUGAAAGUGUAGAAAAGAUGACCAAGAAACUGCGAAAAACCUUGGAGAAGACUAAGUUCGCGAAUUCAGCCAUUGUUUCGGUUGCGGCAAAGCCCGGUGGCGGCGCGGAGGAUGGGGGCAUCAAGGAGCCCAUGGGGCUGACCCACCUACUGGAUGCCCUGGCCAAAGCUGCCUACAUUCCAGAGCGCCAGCCACAGGGACCAUUGGUGCUGUCCGUCGACCACUGCUUCUCCAUCCGUGGCCAAGGCACAGUUCUCACAGGCACAGUUCUUGAAGGCAGUGUAUCUCUCAACGAUGUGAUAGAGAUACCUUCCCUCCGGGUGACAAAGAAGGUGAAGAGCAUCCAAGUGUUUCGCAAGCCAGUCAACAAGGCCAUUCAGGGCGACCGCGUCGGGGUGUGCGUCACUCAGCUGGAGGCCGGUCUCCUGGAACGAGGUGUAGUGUGCAGCCCCGGCCACCUGGGCCCCACCCUGUCUGUCCUGGCCAGCGUGAGCGGCAUUGGCCACUUCAAGGGGCCCUGCCUGUCUGGUGCAAAGUUCCACGUGACCUUCUUGCACACCACCAUCAUGGCAAAGGCCACCUUCCUCAGCAGGCCCGCAGGGAAGCCGGAAGAAGACCUGCGCUGGGACGCGGAGCUCCUCGGACACAAGCAAGAAGCAGCAGAGGAACCUGCCAGGGAGACCCUUGUCCUCCUGGAGCUGGAACAGGCGGCCAUUUUGGGACCGAACAUGCUGCUCAUUGGCUCCAAGCUGGACAUGGACGCGCAGGGCCGUGCCUGCCGGCUGGCCUUCCACGGUCGUGUGCUACGCUGCUUCACGGACACGCGCCAGCGCGGCGCCUUUGCAGAUCUCCCGGUGUACAAGCGCAAGUCGAGGGCGGGGGUGGUUGACCGAAUGCUCGGAGAGUCCGAGCUGGUGGUUCGAUCGCUCUUCAAGAAGGACACCGACCUGGCCAGCUUCGAGGGCCUCUGGGUGCGGCUGGACACUGGCGAGCGGGGCACGCUGGGGGGACCCUUCGGGCAGAGCGGGAAGGUCCGGGUCUCCCUCAGGGAUGAGCCAUCGGAGCGUCUGCGCUCCCAAUUUCCACUGGUGGGGCGAGGAAAGAAGGCUCAAGCACCCCAGGGGGACCAUCCCCCAGAGGAACGCAGCCCCAUUGCAGUCACCCUGGAGUUCAAAAAGUACAUUUUUGACCCAAAGAAGAAGAUAGUCCAAGGUAAACUUGCAGCUCAUCAGCCACUGUCAGCACCAGAACCAUGACAAUGUCUGCUUUGUAAAUAUCUUUCCACUUGUUUAAUAAAACACUCAAGCAGCCAGAUUAGGUUUCUUUUGUUUGUCACAGGUAUGAAUAGAAAUGUGGAGAGCUGUGUAA